Suillus clintonianus is the source of this 2037-nucleotide messenger RNA. Its product is annotated as glycyl-tRNA synthetase. The record is from RefSeq and is a predicted model, not a curated record. Gene Ontology annotation, cellular component: mitochondrion; cytoplasm. Lineage: Eukaryota; Fungi; Basidiomycota; Agaricomycetes; Boletales; Suillaceae. Gene Ontology annotation, molecular function: ATP binding; glycine-tRNA ligase activity. The transcript is spliced from 9 exons. Gene Ontology annotation, biological process: mitochondrial glycyl-tRNA aminoacylation. The coding region runs from base 1 to 2037 and encodes 678 amino acids.
AUGUCUGUCGUCAAUAAAUCAGUCCAUCCGUUCGACAAAUCCCGCCUGGAUGCUCUGCUGAAUCGCAGAUUUUUCUAUGCACCAGCUUUUGAAAUCUACGGUGGUGUCGCUGGCCUCUAUGACUAUGGUCCACCAGGCUCGUCCUUACAAGCCAAUAUCACGGCGGAAUGGAGAAAGCACUUUAUCAUCGAGGAUCACAUGCUAGAACUCGAUACCACCAUCAUGACUCCUGCUCCUGUCUUCGAGACGUCUGGCCACGUCGCUAGGUUUGCAGACUGGAUGGUCAAGGAUACCAAGACUGGUGAUGUCCUCCGUGCAGAUCACCUCGUCAAAAGCGUCCUAGAAGCGCGUCUUGCCGGCGAUCGGGAAGCUCGCGGCUUGGCUGCCCAACCAAAAGAUGAUGAAAAGGAUAAAAAGAGGAAGAAAAAAGCGAAAACUGUUGUAGUCCAGCUUGCAGAUGAGCUUGUGAAAGAAUUGGAGAGUAUUCUCGCCCAGCUAGAUAAUUACUCUGGUCCAGAACUCGGCGAACUCUGCCGAAAAUACGAGAUUCGUAACCCCGAUACUGACAACGAGGUUGGCGAACCUCAGCAAUUCAAUCUGAUGUUUGCCAGCAGUAUCGGCCCCACAGGCCAACAUCCUGGGGGUGUUGAAAUACGUUGUCCAAGUUACCUCCGGCCAGAAACCGCUCAAGGCCACUUCCUCAACUUCUCCCGCCUUCUCGAAUUCAACAACGGUCGUGUACCGUUCGCAUCCGCUCAGAUCGGUCGUUCCUUCAGAAAUGAAAUCUCUCCCCGCGCUGGCUUGCUCCGGGUUCGAGAGUUCACAAUGGGUGAAAUCGAGCACUUCGUCGAUCCCGAUGACAAGAGCCACGAAAAAUUCCGCGAAGUGCGCGAUACCGUACUCAGCCUGCUCGAUCGACAUGUACAAGUUAGCGGCAGCACUCAGGUCACCCAGAUGACCAUUGGCGAAGCUGUGGACAAGGGCAUCGUUGCAAAUGAGACUCUUGGCUACUUCCUCGUCCGCAUCAACCUCUUCCUUAUUAAGAUCGGUAUCAACCCAAAACGCUUGCGGUUCCGACAGCACAUGGGGAACGAGAUGGCGCACUAUGCUACAGAUUGUUGGGACGCGGAGAUAGAGAAUGCGACAGGGUGGACUGAGUGCGUUGGUUGUGCGGACAGGGCGGCAUAUGACCUGUCAGUGCAUUCGGCACGGACUGGUCAGCCGCUUGUUGUCAGACAAGCGCUGAAAGAGCCAAUAGUGACCGAAAAGGAGGUACCAGAGUUCAACAAAAAGGUCCUCGGCAAAACAUAUGGGCGCGAUGCUGGCUUGCUGCAAAAAGCCGUCGGGGAAAUGGAUGAAUCCCAGCUUAUCAGACUAAAGGGUGAACUUGCCCAGGGGUCUGUGUAUCCUCCAAUCACUCGUCUUCAUGAAAUUGAUGGGGGCUCUUUGUACAGGCAAGCGACAAUUUCUGCCGAAGGGAAGGAGUUCAUUCUCACCCCCGAUCUGCUGGCAAUCGAACGCAAGACGUUUAAGCAAUCCAUUCGCGAAUUCACACCAAACGUCAUCGAGCCGUCAUUUGGCUUCGGUCGUAUCCUUUAUACUUUGCUUGAACAUAGUUUCUGGUGCAGAGAGCAGGAUAUAGAACGUGGGGUCCUGUCACUACCUCCCGUCGUCGCUCCCACGAAAGUCCUCAUCGUCCCUUUGAGCGCCAAGGAAGAAUUCAAUCCCCUCGUUCAGGAAGUUUCCACCAAAUUACGAAAAGCUGGUAUCUUCUCCCGUGUAGACGAUUCCAAUACCUCGAUUGGCAAACGCUACGCCCGCAACGAUGAAUUGGGGACACCAUUUGGUGUCACACUAGACUUUGCAUCUGUCCAGAACCGGACGAUGACUCUCCGUGAGCGCGAUACGACAGACCAGCUCAUCGGCCCCAUCGACGAUGUGAUCACAGUUCUCACGGAGCUGGUACAGGGUACCAUCGACUGGCCGGCUGCUUGUAAGCGCCUGCCUGCAUACGAUGGCGUACAAGCCAUCGACUAA